Fimicolochytrium jonesii is the source of this 4302-nucleotide messenger RNA. RefSeq lists its product as uncharacterized. Gene Ontology annotation, biological process: rescue of stalled cytosolic ribosome; ribosome-associated ubiquitin-dependent protein catabolic process. The coding region runs from base 162 to 4178 and encodes 1338 amino acids. Gene Ontology annotation, molecular function: ribosomal large subunit binding; tRNA binding. The transcript is spliced from 2 exons. The record is from RefSeq and is a predicted model, not a curated record. Lineage: Eukaryota; Fungi; Chytridiomycota; Chytridiomycetes; Spizellomycetales; Powellomycetaceae. Gene Ontology annotation, cellular component: RQC complex.
CGUCAUUCUCCGCCGCGGACCCGUGGGCAAGUUCCAACUCCACUUCGACUUCAAAACUCCACCAACGACCUGCCCGACGACUACCUAUUCCCUCAUUUUCCCACGCUGGCUGCAAUCACAAGCAUCAUACACACACCAGCACUACACACACAUAGAAGGCAAUGAAACAACGCUUCUCAACGCUCGACGUCUCGGCGCAGGUCGCAGAACUGCGGCCGAGGCUGGUCGGCUUACGGCUGCAAAACGUCUACGAUGUCACCAACAAGGUCUACCUCCUCAAGUUCUCCCGCCCCGACAACAAAGAGAUGCUGCUCGUCGAAUCGGGCAUCCGGGUGCAUUCCACCGAAUUCGCACGGGACAAGAACUCCACCCCCUCGCAUUUCUGCAUGAAGUUGCGCAAACACCUGCGCACCCGGCGGUUGACGGGUCUGGACCAGUUGGGUGCGGACCGGGUGAUGGAUCUGCGAUUUGGCGAGGGCGAGCAUGCGUACCAUUUGUUGCUCGAAUUUUAUGCGUCGGGGAAUGUGAUCUUGACGGAUUGGGAGUAUCGGAUUUUGGCGCUGUUGAGGGUGGUGGAGAUUGAGGGUGCGGCGGCGGGAGGUGCCGAUGGGGCUGCGGCUGCGAUUACGGCUGCAGCGGCGACUGCUAGUGGUCCGGCGGAUGCGGCUACGGGUGAAAAGACGGAAGGCGAUACGAAGUUUGCGGUUGGAGAAAUUUACGAUACGACCCGCAUCAGAGAAUUUGAGGUAAUUACGGAGGAAAAGAUCAGAGCUGUGCUGGAGAGCGCCGUCACGGAAGCAGCUGCUGGUGCUUCGCAAAAGCAGACAGCCGAAGAUUCGAACAGCGCGUCAGCGGAAGACGCACAGAAACGGAAAGGAGGGAAAGGUGGAAAAGCGGGAGGAAAAGGGAAAACUGCCGGCGGAGGUGGCGGCGGAGGGUUCAAGAGCGCGAAAGACAAGAAGGCGAAUGAUCUGACGCUGAGGAGAGUCAUUCGCGACAAGCUGGGGCACGAUUAUGGACCGGCGUUGGUGGAGCAUUGCAUCUUGCGCUCCGAAUUGGACGCAUCUAUGAAAGUAACGGCCGAACUCGACUUGUCCUCAACAUCACACGUAGUUCAGGCACUGUUGAGAGCGUUCCGAGAAGGCGACGCAAUCGUAAAAUCUUGCAUGGAUUCCCCACAAAAGGGGUGGAUCACAGUGAAACAGAUGCAAACUGCCGCCAAACCCUCCGCCGGCGCCGCGGAGACCGCCGAAAAUACACAAUCCUCAUUCGUGGCAUACAACGAAUUCCACCCCUUCCUCUUCCAACAAUUCGCCACCAGUUCCGAAACCGAUCCACACGCAGACCCACCGGCGAUUGAAUACCCCAGCUUCGACAAAUGCGUCGACGAGUUCUUCUCCAAGCUCGAAGCCCAGAAACUCGAAAUGCGGGCUCGCCAAGCAGAACUGAACGCCAUCAAGAAGCUCGACAGCGUCAAAGCCGGACACAUGAACCAGGUCCGCGGGUUGGUGACCAUGCAGGAGCAGAGCGCAAAAGUUGCUCAGACGAUUGAGGCCAAUCUGGCGCUGAUCGAGAGUUUGAUCAAUACUGUCCGAAGUUUCAUUGCGUCGGGUAUGGAUUGGGGCGAUUUGGAGGAACUUGUCAAGGAGGAGAAGAAGAAUGGGAACCCAGUAGCGAGCGUCAUUUCGAAGUUGAAGUUGGAUGUGGGGAUGGUGAAUAUACGCCUGAGGGACGCUACGGAGGAAGAUAGCGAUGACGACGAGGAUGACGCGACGGAGACAGAGUCAGAGGACGAGAGCGGUAGUGAAGAUGAUGAGAACAUGAAUUCAUCUCAUCGCAAGAAGCGCGACCAGCCAAAGCAAAAGAAACCCCAACCAACUUUCCUCUCCAUUGACAUUGACAUCUACGCCUCCGCCUAUGCCAAUGCUCGCCGCUACUACGACACCAAAAAAGUCGCAGCCGUUAAACAGGACAAGACCCUGCAAGCCGCCUCCAAAGCUCUCAAAUCCGCCGAACGCAAGAUCGAAACGGAGCUCAAAACCACGCAGAAAGCCGCGCCGGCCGCUAUCACCAAGAUGCGCAAACCCUUCUGGUUCGAAAAAUUCCUCUGGUUCAUCUCCUCCGAGAACUACCUGGUCGUCGGUGGCCGCGACGCCGGCCAGAACGAACUGCUGGUUAGACGAUACCUCGGCAAAGGCGACAUCUACGUCCACGCCGACCUCCACGGCGCCGCCAGCGUCAUCGUCAAAAACGUCACGGACCCGGACGCGCCCGCCAUGAUCCCGCCCACCACCCUCCACCAAGCAGGAACAAUGUCCGUCUGCCAGUCGCGCGCAUGGGACACGAAGAUCGUCACGUCCGCGUGGUGGGUCGAGGCGGGCCAGGUCAGCAAGACGGCGCCGACGGGGGAGUACCUGACCACGGGCAGUUUUAUGAUUAGAGGCAAGAAGAAUUGGUUGCCGCCGGUGCAGCUGGUGUAUGGGUUUGGGCUGCUGUUUAGGGUGGAUGACAGUUCGGCGGGACGGCAUUAUUGGGAAAGGAGGCCGUGGAGAGGGGAUGCGGCGGGUGGGGGUGUCGUUGAGGCUGGGGGGGAGAAGGAGAUGGAGUCUAAUGAAAGUCUCGUGGAGGACGUUGAGCUCGACGAUGCUGAGGGCAACGAUGACGCAGCAGCUCAAGACAACGAAGGGGCUGAUGGCGAGGACGAUGCCGAGGCGGAGCCCGCUACCGCCCGAGAGGAUCAAGCCGGCGAUGAUGAGGCAAAUGGGGGCGCCUCUGGGUCCGGCUCCGAAUCCAGUGACAACGAAGAUGCAGACGACAUUGCUGCCGAUCCAUCCGUCAGCACACCUCCCCUUCCCACCGACACGAGCAUCAACACUCCCGUUAUUGUCUCAACCGACGACAAAUACGGGCUCGCAGAGCUCAACCAAGACAACUCCGACGACGACGAUUUACAAGGCGGGAUCGCUGACAUUCUCCGUCCCAACCCGGCCGGCCCUGUCGUGACGAAGAAGCGGCUGACGGCGAAAGAGCGGCGUGAUUUGAAGAAACAGAAGGCUGGUGGUGGUGUGGAUGACGGGUCUGUUGACUCGCGGGACGAUAAGGUCACACCUGCUCCUCAGCGAUCAAAUGGGAAAGAUGCCGAUGCACUGGCUAAAGGCAAGGGCAAGAACAGGAACAAGGGAGCGGAUCAACCCGCACAACAACAGCAGCCACAACAGCAACAAGUCCGCGGAAAACGCGGCAAGAUAAAGAAACUGAAAUCGAAAUACGCGGAUCAGGACGAGGAGGAUCGCGAGAUGAUGUUGGAGUUGUUGGGGAGUCGUGGGCCCGCGGGGACUAAAGCUGCGGAAGAGGGUCGGCCGACUUCGGCGGCGGUUGGGGAAGGGAAGAAGGGAAAGGGUGGACGACAGCAGGAGGCUGUGAAGGUGAAGGGCGGGAAGCAGCCGCAGCAACCACAGCAGGUUGCAGUAACGGAAAAGCAGCAGUCCGGGACCGUCACGCAAACCAGAAACGGCAUCGCCACACCCGAGUCCACCACACCCACGGAACAACAAACCGCAGCAGCACACGCAGAUCUUACCCGCCGCAACUCAACAAGCACCGCCGCCGACUCUCUCGAAAUUACCCGUCUCCUAGCCGAAGAAAACAUCUCCUACAUCUCCGAAACCGCCACCUUCCUCGACACCCUCACCGGCCAACCCCACCCCUCCGACAUUCUCCUCCACGCCAUCCCCGUCUGUGCGCCUUGGAGUGCAUUGCAGAAAUACGCGUAUAAGGCGAAAUUGAUGCCUGGGGGUUUGAAGAAGGGGAAGGCGGUCAAGAGCCUUGUUAGUGCGUUUGUGGGUGUUGCGGAGGGGAGGGGGAGGGUUGCGGAAGGGAAAAUCGCGGGGAGGAAGAUACCUCCGGUGGCUGUACCGCCUGUGAACGGAACGAACGGGGAUGAAAAUCCGUCCCCGGCCACGCUACCCACCACCGCCGCAGCCGAAGAAACAACGAACGAGGAAAUCGACAGUGCGAAACGACAAAAGGAGCUGAUCAGAGCGAUUCCGGAGAUGGAGAUGAUGAAUGCGCUGCUGGGCAAGGUGAAGGUUGUGCUUACGCAGGCGGAUGCGGCUGCUGCUGGUGGAGCUGCCGGAGGUGGGAAGGGUGGGAAGGGGAAGGGUGGGAGGAGGAAGUGAUGGGCCAUGUAACUUUAUAGCUUCCGCCUGUAGAAUAUCAUUUCUGUUACUGGGUCUUCAUAGUUUUGGAUCCCGCAUACACAUAAACGUUAGAAUACUUUCGAAUAGACUUCUUUUAUGUCAU